AAGCCGGAAAGACGACCUACUCCUGGGCCCGCCGGAGGAAGUGUCCAGGUCCCGGAGGGCGGGGUUUGCAGCCUUGGAUGUCGCCAUGACUACCGAGCCCGAGGACCCUGUGGCCCCCUUGGCUGCCGAGCCCGCGGUGCCGUCGCUUGUGGAUCGUUACUUUACUCGCUGGUACAAAGCGGAUGUCAAAGGAAAACCCAGUGAAGACCACUGUAUACUACAGCACUCUAACCGAAUAUGUGUCAUCACGUUAGCAGGAUCUCAUCCAGUUCUUCAAAGUGGAAAAACAAUUAAAAGCAUUUCUUAUCAAAUCAGUACCAACUGUAGCAGACUUCAGAACAAAGUCUCUGGGAAAUUUAAGCGGGGGGCACAGUUUCUCACAGAACUUGCACCACUGUGUAAGAUUUACUGCUCAGAUGGAGAAGAAUAUACCAUAUCUAGCUGUGUUAGAGGACGGUUGAUGGAAGUGAAUGAAAACAUUCUCCAUAAACCAUCUAUUCUUCAAGAGAAGCCAUCUACCGAAGGCUACAUUGCAGUUGUGUUGCCCAAAUUUGAAGAAAGUAGAAGCAUAACAGAAGGGUUAUUGACACAAAAGGAGUAUGAAGAAGUUGUGCUGAAACGCCUCAAAGCCACAACAGCUACCUCACAAGGGGCGAGGACUGAGGUGGAAUAAAAGCACCAUAGCAUCUUUGUCUUUACCCGGCCUGCCAGUCCAUGCACCAGGGAAGAACCAGCACGGGUGAAGCCGACUUCACACCCGCCAUCCGCAGGGAGGUUUUUUUUUUUCCCUUUAGUAAAGAUUUUCUCAUCAUUUUUAAUGGGAAACAACUAAAAUCUCAUGGAAACAGUCCGGUAGGGAAAUUUUUACUAUUGAGUUUUCAAAUCAUAUAUUUUUUUCUUCAAAAUCAGAAUAUAUUAUUUUGAUGUCUCACAGGUAGGUCCUGAUAUAGAUUUGAUCUGCCUGUAGAUAAUACAGAGGACUAAUAAUAGAGAAUUUAGAUACAAAUUCAGCAGCACCUUUCCUUAGUUCUCUAGUUAUACUCCUGUCCAACUCCCGCCACAUCUUGGUCAAGUAAGUCUCUAAGCUGUCAUCUGAAUGGUGUGGAAUUGAGGGAGAAAAUCCUAUGUUUGCUCUUCAAAUAAUAUUUGCAUUGAACCCUGAAGUAGGACUGAAAUUUCCAACAGAAGAGAGCUCCAAACUGGCGUGCUGCCAGGAGUGCUGAGUAAAGAUCUGUUCUGCUGCUUCUCCACCUCGUUUGGUGCUGAUCUCUGCCAGCCUCUCAUUAGUCUUGUCUCGUUUCUUUUCCAGUGACUUUCUAACUUUUAGUUCCUCUAGGUAGUGUUGCUUAUAUUUUUCCAACGCUGCUUUAUUAGAAUCUUGAAAAGCUUUCAUCUUGGAGAGUUCAGAUCCCAAGUCUUUAAUUCUGAGUUCCAUCUGACUUCUUAUGGAAGCAAUAUGCUCCUCUUGGAACUGCUGUAAAUUUCCUUCAGAUGCUGCUUGUAUCCCUCCGGCUGCUCCUCGCCGGCCCGGCUCACUGCUCACCCGCCGCCCUCGCCCCACUGCGCCGGGCCGGGCUGCCCGCUCUCACAGCCCCCGACGCCGGCACGCAGAGGCCCGAUCUUAAACCUGACCAAGUCUUCCUUCUUUGUCUUGCCUAACAAGCCUCAAUUCUGUCUUCAGCCUCCCAGAUCUGACUGCCCCGUGCUCACUGUUCUUCUCUUGCUUUUAGCUUUCUAACAACUGGCAAGCAAGAGAUGUUUUUCUGGUUAAAACCAACAAACAAAGCAUUUUGAGGAAAAAUUUACUCAUCAUCCUGUAGCCCACUAAUAACUACUAUGUUUUGACAUAAUUGUUUGAAUGUUAUGGCAUGGUAAUUGUUUUUGCCUCAAUUGUACGUCAUUUUGAAGCUGAAAAACAACUAGCCUUUCUUCCCCAACCUGCUUCAGUGUGACACCACCGAAAUGUCUGAGCUCACUUAGGUUGCCAAGAAGAGGCAAGGGUGUGUAGUUUGCCUUCUCUGUUCUACAGGUUGGCCUUCAGCUCUGAACAAUGUAGCAUGUAACGCUGGCUUCUUAAUGCGGGACACAUGAAAAGGCUUUGCAAGGGGCUUUGAUAACAUGGAAGUAUUACCAUGUGGUGUUAAGUAACACGUGUAUUUGUGGUCACUCAAUCUCACACUUCAGUUACAAGAUAACCAGUGAAGAAGUUCCUAUAAUUCAAAGACACGGAUGCCUCUGAACAGAAAAAAAGCUUUCAUAUUUAAAGAAACAAAAAUCUAUGAAUUUAUGGUUUAAGAUGAUAUAUUCACAAUGAAUUUCAAAUAGAAGGGCUUUUUAAAUUGUUAUUUUUCCUUAAGGGCUGCAACGCAUACAAACAUACAAAUACUUGUUUUUAAAUAAAAGUUAUUGAUGUGUAAAU
Molecule: messenger RNA, 2419 nt
Organism: Odocoileus virginianus texanus
Lineage: Eukaryota; Metazoa; Chordata; Mammalia; Artiodactyla; Cervidae
Gene: ABITRAM
Product: actin binding transcription modulator
Biological process (GO): regulation of actin filament polymerization; dendrite morphogenesis; regulation of filopodium assembly
Cellular component (GO): nucleus; filopodium tip; lamellipodium
Molecular function (GO): actin monomer binding; actin filament binding
Source: RefSeq, a predicted model, not a curated record